This is a messenger RNA of Cucurbita pepo subsp. pepo (vegetable marrow), 398 nucleotides long. The record is from RefSeq and is a predicted model, not a curated record. Lineage: Eukaryota; Viridiplantae; Streptophyta; Magnoliopsida; Cucurbitales; Cucurbitaceae.
CUUAAGCGAAUCUGUGAGACGGAUCUUGGUUUAAUAUCACAAUGCUGUCUUACAAAAUAUGUGUUCAAGAUUAGUAAACAGUAUCUUGCUAAUGUUUCAUUGAAGAUCAAUGUCAAGAUGGGUGGUAGAAACACUGUUCUUCUAGAUGCUAUCAGCUGCAGGAUACCGCUCGUAAGCGACAUACCGACUAUAAUAUUUGGAGCAGACGUGACUCAUCCAGAGAACGGCGAAGAUUCGAGCCCUUCGAUAGCUGCUGUUGUAGCAUCUCAGGAUUGGCCUGAAGUGACAAAGUAUGCUGGACUAGUAUGUGCUCAGGCUCAUAGACAAGAACUUAUACAAGACUUGUACAAAACUUGGCAGGAUCCUGUCCGUGGCACCGUCAGCGGGGGCAUGAUCAG